Molecule: messenger RNA, 660 nt
Organism: Drosophila elegans
Lineage: Eukaryota; Metazoa; Arthropoda; Insecta; Diptera; Drosophilidae
Gene: MED21
Product: mediator of RNA polymerase II transcription subunit 21
Exons: 2
Coding region: 196-630 (144 amino acids)
Biological process (GO): regulation of transcription by RNA polymerase II
Cellular component (GO): mediator complex
Molecular function (GO): transcription coregulator activity
Source: RefSeq, a predicted model, not a curated record
UUCAUAUUUGGAAUUACACUAUCGUGUAAAAGCAUAUAUCAUAACAUUACUUGCACAGCAUUUGUUAAACAGAAAUAUGUAUAUGUUGAAAUCAAUAAUCAGUCGCACAAAAAAACCACAAAAAAAAAAUCUUUUAAAAACAAAAUAAAUGUUCACUCAUAUUCUUGAAAACACGGCAGUGCAAUUCAUACUAAAAUGGCGGACAGACUUACACAGUUGCAAGACACAGUAAAUCAGCAAGCGGAACACUUUUGCAAUGCGAUUGGUGUGAUUCAACAAACCUCUUUUCCAAGUAAAUUUGCCAAUUUCGAGCGAAUAGGAUCCCAAACGCCAAACCCUUGCCACCCUCCAGACGACUAUGCCCAGCUUUUCGCACAAUUAAUUGCACGAUGUGCCAAGGAUAUUGACACACUAAUAGAGUCGUUACCAAAUGAAGAUAGUUCCAUUGAACUACAAAAUUCUAGCCUUAAGAGGCUCGAGCUCGAAAAUCAAGAAACUGCACAUGAACUUGAGGAAGUUGUACGAAAGGGCGAGCUUUUGCUAGAAAAAAUGCAGUCAAGCUUGGAAAACAUUGCUCAAGCUCAAUUGGACAUGGAAAUAUCACUUAAACAUAAUUUGCAAAAAGUGUAAAGUUAAAUAAAUUUUUAAUUCAACCUUUGA